Messenger RNA from Drosophila sechellia, 767 nucleotides. Its product is annotated as transcription elongation factor 1 homolog. Gene Ontology annotation, cellular component: transcription elongation factor complex. Gene Ontology annotation, molecular function: RNA polymerase II complex binding. Gene Ontology annotation, biological process: transcription elongation by RNA polymerase II. The transcript has 2 exons. The record is from RefSeq and is a predicted model, not a curated record. NCBI's taxonomy places the organism in Eukaryota, Metazoa, Arthropoda, Insecta, Diptera, Drosophilidae. The coding region runs from base 69 to 317 and encodes 82 amino acids.
CAGAGCAUAUUAAAUAAAAAUUGCAAUUGCAAUAUAUUAAAAUAUAUCUUUUCUUCUGAUCUUCUGCCAUGGGUCGUCGCAAGUCCAAGCGCAAAGGAGCCCCAAGAAAGAAAAACAUUCAGCCGCUGCCCAUUCUUUUCGAUUGUCCUUUCUGCAAUCACAAGCAGUCCUGUGAAGCAAAACUGGAUAAGGUGAAAAAAAUAGGAAGAGUUAUCUGCACCGUGUGCCAGGAAUUUUUUCAAACUCAAAUAAACAAUCUCACGGAGGCAAUUGAUGUAUUCAACGAUUGGAUUGAUGCUUGCGAGGAGGAAAACUAACGUUUAACACUUUUUAAUACGCUUUAAAAACAUGUAAAUACUUUUUGACAACUUAUAAGCAGUAAACCUUAAGCAAACUGCUCUUAUACUUCAAAUAUACAUGGAAUUCUACUUAUACGCGUGUAUUAUACAUAAUAUUUUACAUACAUACAUUUCUGCUGCAUACUUUUGAGCUGUGACCUUACAUUUUAUAUAACUAAAAUUAAAUGAACAAUAAACAAAAUGUGUCAGGUUUUAUUCACAAUAUUAAAACUAGUUAGGAAAUGGGUGUCAUUAAAUGAUGAACUGGUUUUGCAACGAAAUAACGUUUAAAUUUUGAUAAGAAAAAUGUACUUAUAUUUUCAAAAUUCUACACUGUAUUUAAAUGAAUUUAAAUUUAAAUUUAAAUUUAAAUGUACCUUUAUAUUAAUAUUAAGUAUAUUCAAUUAGUGUAUCUCUAAGAUAUUUUAC